UCCAACUCGAAAUCCGAACCAGAGGAGUCUUCUUCCUUAGUUGAGCGAGAAGACAGGUCUCGCUCUGUAAAGGGGAGGAAGGGGCAGGAGAAGAAAAGAUGGCGGACAACUUCUUCGAGGAAGACCAGCUGGCGUCCAUGCCCAUCGAGGACAUAGUUAGAGCUUCUCUUCUCCUCGACAACGAGAUCAGGAUCCUCAAGGCAUACCCAUUUCUCCCUUUCUGUUUCUCGAUUUUUCUCUCUGGGUUGUGCCUAUCGCCUAGUUCUGUGGGAUUUAGGGGGGAAUUCGAAGGCACUUCGGAUGUUCUUCAUUCGAUUAUUGGUUUUCCUGACGUUGAGGACUUUAAUUGUUUCGCCCUGCUUUUGGUGGGUGACGUGAAGGAUGAGAUGCAGAGGACGAAUCUCGAAUUGGAGAAUCUGAAGGAUAAUAUCAAAGAGAACCAAGAGAAGAUCAAGCUGAACAAGCAAAUUCCCUACUUGGUUGGCAGCAUUGUGGAGCUCCUGAGAGGAGGACAUGAACACUUGAGCAAUCGAGUGAUCAUAAUUGAAAGUCCUUUUUGUUCCUAGAAGAAAUUGUUAACUGCAGGACAUUCACUGUACAACCACGCUCCUAGUUCUCGUGUUAAAUAAGCAAUUGUAAGGCGGAAGAAACUGAGUAUUGUGCAUGCCCGUGGCUGGCAAAUAUAUCUGGUUAUACGAAAUUAUUAAUAUUUUGUUAUUGGUU
Molecule: messenger RNA, 723 nt
Organism: Nymphaea colorata (pocket water lily)
Lineage: Eukaryota; Viridiplantae; Streptophyta; Magnoliopsida; Nymphaeales; Nymphaeaceae
Product: 26S proteasome regulatory subunit 6A homolog
Exons: 2
Coding region: 99-566 (155 amino acids)
Source: RefSeq, a predicted model, not a curated record